Messenger RNA from Lineus longissimus, 3716 nucleotides. RefSeq lists its product as uncharacterized. The transcript is spliced from 6 exons. Gene Ontology annotation, cellular component: cytoplasm. NCBI's taxonomy places the organism in Eukaryota, Metazoa, Nemertea, Pilidiophora, Heteronemertea, Lineidae. The coding region runs from base 125 to 2086 and encodes 653 amino acids. The record is from RefSeq and is a predicted model, not a curated record. Gene Ontology annotation, molecular function: acid-amino acid ligase activity.
CCUGGUCUGCCGAUCAGAAGUCACCUCAAUAGGUGAUAGUCUUCCGAACACCUCACAAGCAGGCAGCCUAGCAAUGGGUGUCGAACUUCUGUAGUCUACACGGAUCCGGAAACGACCCAGAAAGAUGGGACUACGCCUAUCAAAAGAAGCUCAGUUCUCCCUAAUGGGAACUGUUAACUUCGUGCUGGUACCAGUCUACCUUGCAGUGGCCCUGCAUCGGUCAUGGAUGGGUGGUUUUAACGUACCGGCACCCUUGUUCUUCAACAGCUUUGCAGCUGAGGGUGCAUGUGUUUUCUUUGGUGUAGCCCUCGGCUUCAUGUGUCGAGGGAUUGCCAAGAAGAAGCCGAGUAACUACCUAUCAUAUCGUGCCAUACUGAUGCGAUAUCUCCGGUGGAAAAUGACCGAACGAGUGGUCGCUAGGACGCACAGGGGCUUCGUCGCAGCAUCUAAAGAUCCCGCAAAAACCCAGGCGGAUUGGUUGCUGAAGUUUCUGGCUGAUAGAAAAGACACCGUUAUUGGCAGAGACUGGGGUUUUGACUCAAUAAAGUCCGUUGAAGUCUACCAGAGCAAGAUACCUGUAACACGGUACGAUUCCUACAAGGACUACAUGGAGCGUGUCGCAAAGGGUGAGGCGAAUGUCGUGAAUAAAGGAAAGCCUUCUUACAUCGUUCUUACGUCCGGAACCACAGGCAAUAACAAGAAAUUCUGGCUUGACAAAGCGGUACUUUGGAAUAUCAUUGAAUCGAUUUACAUCAUACCACUUCCGUUUAAAAUAGUGAAGUUCCCAAGCGUGGUACAUUUGCGAGAGCCAUUUGUGUGCACAAUUCUCCCGAAUAUGAUGAAAAGUGAAUCUGGAUGCCGAAUGGGGCCACUUUCGUGUUGUGUGAUCGAGAAUACCGUAUCGACCACACCGAUUGACGCAAUACUUGGAAUAAAGGACGAGAAAGUCAUUAUGUACAUCCAUGCUGUUUUUGGCCUGCUGCACGACGAUACGGAAUCUAUCGUCUUCAAUUUCGUUUCCUCGGCGCGAAGUUUCUUCGUCACAUUGAAAACCAGCUGGAAGGAUAUUGUGGAGGACAUCAGGACAGGUCACCUGAAUCCGUCUCUUGAAAUCUCCGCUGAGCUCCGGCACACAUUGGAAGGGAAAAUAUGGUCAAAUCCAAAACGUGCUGCUGAAUUGGCUCAAGAAUUCGAAAGAGGGUUUGAGGACAUCAUUCCGAGGAUUUGGAAGGAAGCUUCCACGGUAACGUUGCUUAGUUCCGGGAGUUUACAGGCGCCGUCUCUCACGCUGCAGCGGAGGUACUUCCCGAGUGUCCCGGUCCUCUCAGCGAUGCACCUUGCAUCUGAGGGUUGCUACGGGGUCUGCCUUGAUAAUGGGUCGAUUCUUUCCACAUAUUAUACUCUGCUCCCUUUGGGGUGCUUCUACGAGUUCAUACCUCUUGCAGAUAUUGAAAACGAUCAACCACAGACCAAGUUAAUCGAAGAGCUUGAGCUGAAUGAGCAGUAUGAGCUGUGUGUGACCACCGACCGAGGCCUGUGUCGCUAUCGUGCCGGGGACAUCAUCAAAGUAGUGUCCUACUUCAACAAGAUACCCCAAUACGAGUUCAUCGGCAGACAUGGCGUCAUCCUUGAUAUCUGUAGCGAGAAGACUAGCGAAGUGGCCUUGACCUCGGCCUUGCAGCAAACCAUGUCCAAGCUGCGUGACUUUACCAUAGUCGAAUUUACUAGUGCUGAGAGUAGCAUGUUGGAGACAGAAGUGGAAACGGCUGGCAGUGAUAGGCAUUACAUCCUGUUUGUGGAGCUCGAGUCCAAAUUAUCAGACGAGGUGGAAAGUCUCACAGAGGAACAAAAGGACAUGUUCGACGAAGACUUACAAGACUUCAACGAGUAUUACAAAGGUCUCAGGUGUCAAGGUCGAAUACAGAAGAUGAAGGUCGUCCAAAUGAAACCCGGUUCAUUCGCCUCGCUGAAGAUCCUGACCCUUGCGAUGAACCCCAAGGCAAGCAGCGCCCAGUUCAAGAACCCUCGUGUACUGAGGACCGAGAAACAAUUAGAAUUAAUGACGAAUCCAGAAAAUGUUCUAUAAGAGUAAAAUUGGCGACAGAUGCAGUUUCCCCAUUCCCGGCCCAAUUCCCGGAAUCGCAUUACAGAGGCCAGAGGUCCAGUGAGGAUAACUAGUAUAUAUAAUGAAUAAUCAACAGACACUACUGUGAUUCAUUGGUACAUGGAUUCAUUUAUCAUCAACAAGGAUAUCAAAUCAACAUCAUGCAUUAACAGAACAGUCUAGCGCGUUGAUAGCAUUAAUGAGAUCAGUGGUAUAUUCUGUAGGAUGCCGAACGAUGGAUAUAUUCGCAGCAGAAUAUUUUCGUGAAUCAAGGUUAUUUUUUCUAAUGAAAUUUUAAUUGUCUUCUUUUACAUAGAGCUCUCAGAGAAUAGGCGCUGCAGUUUGGAUGGCUAUAUUAGAAUACUCCAAUCCACUGUCAACAGGUCUCAUUGUGUCGGGUAGUUAGGCCAAUAUAGCACACAAAGAUGGGUAUAUAUCACUAAUAAUUAGGCAAUAGUCAUUCAAGAGGUGUGGAAUUUGUGUUUGUUAGGGGUAAUCAUAUACGUGAAAAUUGGCAAGACUCCUCUUGAAAUUGAUAUUUAGAUGAGGUGUUUGUAAACCCCAUACCAAAAUGAUACUCAGCUGACCCAUACUUGUAAAGGGAAUAUAAAAUGAACUGUACAUGAACUUAUUGAGGGUAGUGUAUAUUUUAGGAGAUAUUAUGUGUAAAAUUUCAAGUCUUCAUUUUCUUUUGAACGAGGUGUACGAAUGCAAAAAAACAACAACACAGAGCAAACGGCUACGUGCGUAAACCUGUUUCGCGUCAAGUUGCGAAAACACCUUUUGCACGACCAUGCAUCGCCUCAAUAGAUAUACCUCGAUGUGACUUAUUAUGCAGACGUUUCAAAUGCUGUUUUUUAAAGGAAAACAAAUUCAAAUUCUGAAAUAACUCUCUUCUAAGCCUUGUUAUAGUCGUCUGAUAAACAUUCCCGAUUGUGGUCAUCUUGUUUAUUGAUUUCUUUGACAUUUUUGACAUCACACAUACGAAGUAUGGAAGGUAGAUAUAUGCUUCCCGUUAUUAUCUCCUGUCACAAAGGCCGUCAAGGGAAAUAAUACAGUUUUUUUUCUUCGACUUGACAUAUAUAUUCUGCUUAAUUUAAAGCCAUUCACCGUCUGUGUGUGAUAAAUAGAAAGAUAUUAUCGCGAACGUGACCUACUAGCGAAAUUCGCGAAAAAAACCUACACGCGACAUUUUUCUGUGCUAGAGUAUUAUUACUGUAAAUUCUUGAAGCAGACAACGAAACAAUGUUGUUGUCUAAAUCGGUUACGACAACUGCAUGUAGCUCAGAAUGAGUGCAAGUUUUUAACAUGAUAUCUUUUGACAUGGAGUAGUUAUUACAUUAUGAAUUUAGUGACUUUUUGGGGCCACCCUGAAAUAUAUAAAAUGCAUAGGAUAUUCGAUAUUUAUCAAGUAAAUAAGUACAUUUUUUGUUUUCGAAGUCUGUGAAAAUCUCAUGUCGGACAGUGACAGAGUGGGAGUGAAACCAGUGCCGCCGAACCAUGAGAGUCGAGUGAAGGACGAAUAAAAUCGACAAUUGAAACUCAUUACUUUCCUGCGUCAUUUAGCAAAUACAAUCAGUGGUGCGCGAAAAAGUCAUCGUUUGAUUAUAUG